Carya illinoinensis is the source of this 5488-nucleotide messenger RNA. Its product is annotated as protein FAR1-RELATED SEQUENCE 5-like. Gene Ontology annotation, molecular function: zinc ion binding. Bases 2589 to 5108 code for a protein of 839 amino acids. NCBI's taxonomy places the organism in Eukaryota, Viridiplantae, Streptophyta, Magnoliopsida, Fagales, Juglandaceae. The record is from RefSeq and is a predicted model, not a curated record. The transcript is spliced from 6 exons.
ACUUCAUCAUUCACCAACUCAUAAGCACCACUAUCGUUCUCCGCAAACCCAAAAUCCCUCAACCUCUCUGUCAACAACCCUAAAUCCCCUUGCGUAGUUACACCCCCAUCACUUCUUAGCCUACUCCCCCCCAUGUCCACCAUCACAGGCGCCUUCACAUUCUCCUCCUGUCGAAAAAAGGCAAGCAGCCUCUUGAAAAACUGCUGGACCAACCCGUUCAAGUUCGCGCCGAGGUCGAAGAGCAUGGAUUUCUAAGGGCCAUGGAAAUGAGGGAGGACUGAUGUGGGAUUGGAUCAACUCGGUGAAACCUUGAGCUAGUCGGUCCGCCAAGUCCUGACCGUGCCGCUAUACCUCCUCCCAUGCCUCAAACGACCUCUCUACCGACAUUCAAUGAAGAAUUUCAACCAAAUCUGUCUCCUUGUCUCUCAAAGCUUCUUCAUCUAAGCUAAAUUUGGUUUUUUCCCUUUGAUGAGAUCGUAAUCGAUAGAGUUUCGCUGUUUCCAACUCUAGCUCGUGUCCAAUUUCGUAACAGAGAGUGAAAAGGUGUGAAGUUUCGAAUAGGGACAGCUAGAAUUUAUGGUUCUUUGGGAGUUUGGAUUAGGUUUUGGUUCUAAAAGAUAAGGAGCACCGAAAUAGAACAGAAGACGACUGACGGAAAUGCAUAAUAAUGAACGAGGAAGCUUGCGGGUUGAAGAAGAACGAGGGUGAGAAGAGCGUGAGGUUGCUUGCAGCUUGAAGAAAGAGAAAAUAAGAAGGGAAAGAGCAAGCGGGGGAUUGAUGAAAUAAUAAAAUAUUUUAUCCAUCGCAAACAGUGGCUCGCCAGGUAUGGUGAAGGAGGAAGAUUUACUGUAGUUGAAGUCUGAAUUUUUUGUUAUGAAAAAUGAUAGAUGCAGGAGACUUGGCGCAGGGAUUGCGCACGAAUGAUCUAUGUGAAAAUUGAUACGGUGCGUUUCGCACGAACAAGACCCAUUCGGAUCCCUUGAUUCCCUUCCUUCAUCUCCCACCUCCAUUCUCCUCCAUCUCCGAAACUUUCCCCAGACCCAAUAUGAGUUUCUGAAUCCUAAUCUCCCGCAUCUCCCUCCUCCAUUCUCAUUGUCCUCCAUCUCCGAAGCACAGCCAAGACCCGAGAUAGGCUUUUCAUGCUCAUCAAGCGCCUCUCAUCAAGCAUGCUUUCGUACUUCUCACUCGCUGCUUUCAAGGCCAACUUUAGAUCUUCUAUUUGGAUCUCAUAAUUUUCGUUCUCACCUUGACUGAGUAACAGAGAUCUCGUGCAAGGCUAAAGCUAAGCUUUCUAUCGCCUUCUUGCUCUUCUCCUCUUCAUCCAUGGAAUUUCCCAAUUCAUUAAAAGUUUAUUUUUCUCCUCUAAUAGGGUCUAAGCACUAGAAGCUGCAAGCUUCUCAUUGUUCAAGGCCUGGGUUUUCUCCUCCUCUACAGUGUCAAACUCCGAAUUUGGAGACUCGACCUUUUUGGCCAUCUCAGAAGUUUCUUCUUUGGCCAUGUCAAGACAGCGUUCUGACUCGUCGAGAUUCCCUCUGUCUUCCAAUUGUAAUCUCCAGCAAUCUCACCUUCUCUUUUAGAGCAGCAAUUUCAGAUUCUGUAUCAUGUAAUAAAUCCUUAUUUCCCUCUAGUUGUUUCAUGACUGAAUUCAAAGAUUCGGAUGCAAAUCUGUCCAACUUAUUUGCUUCCUCCAAAUUCUAAUGGGAUCAUUUCCAGUUAGAACUAUUGAGAAAAAUAAACAAUGGCAGUUCUUGAAAUCUAUACUCCAAAUUUCAAUAAUUUUAUAACUGAUAAAAAUUUAAUAUAAAAAUUUAAAAUGGGUGGAGGAGGUGAAGUCGUCACUGUUUCGAAAAUGGGUUUCAAAAAGAAAGCUCACUGUUUCAGAAAUGAGGGAGACAAACUGGACACUACUGCUACAUACAGUCGGCUUACACAGUCGGGGCGCAGUCGUUGACCGCCACGUCGGAUUAUGUAAAAAAAAAAAAAAAAUUGGACGAAACCCGCGAAAUAAGAAAGCAUUUUCCAAACUCAAAACAGAGGGUCAUUCGGUUCCCUCUGCCUCGCGUUCGAUCAUACUUCUACGUUGGUCGGUCGUCUGGGUUGCUUCCGGCUCCAUCGUCGUAGCAUAGAAGUUCUGAGCAACAUUUUUCCAGUUCCGUUGUGGGUCGUGUUCGAUCAGCAGUUGGUAGGUUGGAAGAAAUAUUUCUCCAUCGUCCAUCGUCCAUCGUGGUGAUCGUGAGCUGCUGUUGCUUCCAUCCUUUUAGUAGCGUAGAAGAUUUGUGUACAAGAGGGAGAAACAAACAAACCCGCCGGAAACCGUAACCGAAGCUGCAAUGCGCUGAAACAGAGCUCCAUUUUGUGAAUCCGGGACCGUGGGUCUCCAUUUUGUUUGUCAGCAUGGGAAAAGGGGAAGAAAACCCAUCUCCUUCAACAUCAUCUAGCUCCAAUCCCCCAAGCUCGGUAAGUUAUGACAUUUUUUACAUUUUUGUAGAUUCAUAAACGCUCCAAUACGGCUAACACAUCAUUCUAAUUUUUAUGCUAGGACAUCCCAACAACUACUCCAAAUCCCCCAAAUUACAUCCACAGUUACUAUGGAGCAAUGCCUGCUUGGUCACCGGCUUUUAUGCCAUAUCCGGAUAUAUAUCAUUAUCCAACCAACAUGCAGAUGUUACCCAUUUGAACAUGGGAUGGGAACUCCAGUGGAGCUCAUGGAUACAAGCCCCAGAACCGAAGAAAGAGUUGGUCAAGAGGAUACAGCCAGUUUUAGGGAAACAGGAGCCCCGCCAUGUUCCACCUCUAGAGUUGAUGAACAAUGUGAAGAAGAUAGGACGAUGAAUUCACUAGAAACUGGUGAUGGCACUGCUGAGACACCUGAGUGUGACGAAAUGUAUGGUGGUGAUAUGAUUGGGGAGCCAAAAGUGGGGAUGGAGUUUGAUUCUUUUGAAGAAUUAAUGAGCUAUUAUAAGCUAUAUGCUAAGAAAUGUGGGUUUGGAUCCAUGACACAAAGAAGUGAGAGGGAUGCCGAUGGAGUUGUGAGAUAUGUGACCCUUGGUUGUGCCCGUGGGAGAAAGGCCCGGAAUAGGACGAUGAAUGUCGCGAAACCACGCCCGACAGGAAAGACUGAUUGUAAGGCAAGGAUUAAUGCCUUAAAAGUUGAAGGAAAAUUGCGGGUGACCACAGUCCAUAAUACCCAUAACCAUGGACUAAGUCCACAUAAAUCCCGCUUCUUCCGAUGUAAUCGCCAAGUUAGUGAGGCUGUAAAAAGAGUACUAGAUACUAACGACUUGGCUGGCAUCCGAAUGAACAAGAGUUUCGGAUCUCUUGUGGUUGGUGUGGGAGGAUUUGAGAACCUCCCAUUUUUGGAAAAAGACUGUCGCAACUACAUCGAUAAGGCAAGACAUCUCAGACUUGGAGCAGGUGGUGCUGGAGCGCUUCGAGACUACUUCUCUAGAAUGCAAUACAAGAAUCCAGGAUUCUUUGCCUUGAUGGAUUUAGAUGAUGAUGGGAGACUAAAGAAUGUAUUUUGGGCAGAUCCACGGAGUAGAGCAGCUUAUGAAGCUUUUGGUGAUGUGGUAACGUUUGACACCACGUACCUGACAAACAGAUAUGGGAUGCCCUUCGCACCCUUUGUGGGUGUAAACCAUCAUGGCCAGUCGAUUCUCUUGGGAGUAGGGUUAAUUUCGAGUGAGGACACCGAGACUUUUACAUGGUUAUUUCAGACAUGGCUGCAGUGUAUGGAUGGUAUAGCCCCGCCGGCUAUUAUCACUGACCAAGAUAAAGCAAUGAGAAAUGCUAUAUCUAUUGUAUUCCCUAAUAGCCGGCAUAGAUUUUGCCUGUGGCAUAUUCUGAAAAAAGUCCCGAAGAAGCUUGGAUCCCAUCGUGCCUACAAAAGUGGCUUGAAAACUCAACUAAUGAAAUGUGUGUAUGAUAGUCAAAACAUUGAGGAGUUUGAGAAAUCGUGGGAGGAUUUGAUAUGCACAUACUCAUUGGAAGAAAAUGUCUGGUUGAGUAGUUUGUAUGCUGACCGCGAGCAGUGGGUACCGGUAUUCCUAAAAGACUAUUUCUGGGCUGGCAUGAGUACUACACAACGAAGCGAGAGCAUGAAUGCAUUUUUUGACGGAUAUAUUCAUGCAAAAACUAAUUUAAAGGAGUUUGUGGACCAAUUUGACAAUGCCUUGAAAAAGAAGAUUGAGAAUGAAAUCAGCUCAGACUUCCACUCAUUUAGCGUUUCCAUUCCUUGCAUAUCUAGAUCUCCAAUCGAGAAGAGAUUCCAAGAGUUGUACACAAAUGUAAAAUUCAGGGAAGUGCAGCAGCAAGUUAUGGGUGUGCUCGAUAUGGAUCCAUCAUUACUUAGACACGAUGGUGUGACAAAGACAUAUUUGGUAGAAGAUGAAAUUCGUGUUGAGGAGUUCACUAAACAUGUUACAUACUAUGUGGACUUUAAUGUGAAAGAAUGCGAUGCUAAGUGUUCGUGUGGGUUAUUUCAGAUGAGGUGGAUACUAUGCAAACAUAUCUUGGCCAUAUUCAAGUCUAAUGAGAUAAAAUCAUUGCCAGAUAAAUACAUUUUAGAUCGAUGGAUGAAGGACAUCAAACGGAGAUACACGUUAAUCCACAGUAGUUAUGACACUGGUAAUCAACGGGAAGAUACUAACAGAUAUUCUAGUCUAUUGAAUAUCUGUUAUCAGAUGAUUACCCUUGCAGCAGGUUCGAAAGAUCAUACUGAGGAUGCUACUAAAAAGUUAUAUUCCAUGAUUGAGUUAUAUCAUCACGAGCAUCCAGCCCCUCCAAUGACUCAAACGGGUUCUGAUUUUGGUUGCACAUCAAAUGCCACAGUUGGUAGUUCUCAGCAAGUACUCAGUCCAAGAGUUGUGCGAGAAAAAGGCAGACCCCCAAGUCUGAGAAGAGCAUGUAGGAUGGAGCAUGCUUUACGAAAAGUAAAAGUGAGGACGAAUAAAACAACUGUAGAGGGAAAACGUAAAGAGACUGUCGCAGUGAGCUCAGCUCUACACAUGAGUGGAACCCAAAAUAUGGUCGGGAGUCAAGAAAGUAUGCAACUCGGGUUUGAUGGAUCACAAAGUGUGCAACAUGGGUUCAACAUGAGUGGAAAUUAAUGCAAUGAGAUAUGGGAUGCAGGAGUAUUAUUUUGUGCGGAUGUGAGUUGCUGAUUUUUACUAACUGGUGGGAUUCAGAAAGUUUUUAUGGAUGUUAAUGGAAGUUUAUUUCUAUUUCCAUUAAUCUGUGGUUUUUUCAUUGAAACAAGUUGAUGAAAGUGAGUGGCUUGGAGCAGAGGGCUCCUGCUAGUUUGCUUUGUAUUUUGUGCCAUUAAGUUUCAGGAUGCACAAUCUGUUUUGUGCAUCAUCUAACAGAGAAUUUGACAUUCUGAUUUUGUGCAUCAUGUUUCAAAAUGCACAAAUCUGUUUUACAAAUCCCGUAUACAAUCUGUUUUGUUCAGAAUUUGACAAUCUGAAUUAUCUGGUCAUGUUUCAGAAUA